Molecule: messenger RNA, 2301 nt
Organism: Lolium perenne
Lineage: Eukaryota; Viridiplantae; Streptophyta; Magnoliopsida; Poales; Poaceae
Source: RefSeq, a predicted model, not a curated record
AUGGGAGCUGCAUUUGUUAAUUCACCUCCCAAAGGAUCAGCAAGGCAAAACAGUCCACGUCCUGUUGUCGUAGAGGCAGUUCCAGAGAGAACAGGUCCUUUUGUUGCUCCUACAGACACUACUUCAAUUGCACAAGAUGGAAAUGAGGAUGAGGCUUCAUCCCAGCCAAAUGACCCACAUGUUGGCAUGCGCUAUGACACGUUGGAGGGUGCUAAGGAGCACUACAAUGCACAUGCUGCAAGGAAAGGUUUCUCUGUGAAAGUUAAUGUGGGGCCAAUUCCUGAUUCUAUGUCUAAAGAUGAGGCUGAUAUUGAAAAUGCAGAGCUUGCUUCCAUUGUAGCUGAUCUUGCUGCUCAAGGGCGAAAAGAAAAGGCGCCCAAGAAGCGUAAAAGAGAAAAUAUUGUGCACACGUUUUGCAGAGCCCAGAUGGUUGUGAAGUUAAUUGAUGGAAGAUGGGAGGUUAUCCACUUUGUGCCUGAGCAUAACCAUCCACUUAUCCACAAACCAUCGCUCACAAAGUAUCUGAGGUCACACCAAGGCAUGCCAAAAGAGGAAAAGGAAUUUGUGAAGAAUCUUCACAAUACAAAUUUGACAGCUGGGAAAAUGAUGGAAAUCAUGUCAGAAUUUUAUGGUUCAGAGUUGCUUGUGCCAUACACAACCAAAACAAUCACCAACUAUUGUGCAACUCUGACUAGAGAAGAAACAAAGGAUGGGGAUCUGGCUGAAGUUGCGAGCUACUUUGUAGAGCUUAAAGAAGAAAAGGAUCCAGACUUUUAUUUCCGGUUAAAAUUGGACGACGAAGACAGGGUAGAAAACAUUUUCUGGGUUGAUGGAGCUGCCCGGAAGGCAUAUGCAGAGGCUUACCACAACUGUGUCUCCUUUGAUGCAACUUACUUGACAAAUAAGUACAGUAUGCCUUUUGCGCCAUUCAUUGGGAUAAAUAAACAUGGGCAGUCCAUCAUGCUGGGUUGUGGAUUUGUUAAGCAAGAAUUGGCAACAAGCUAUGAUUGGUUAUUUGAGAGUUUCCUUAUUGCCAUGAAUGGACUUGCCCCGGACAAUAUUAUCACAGACCAAGAUGGUGCUAUGGCGGUCUCGAUUGGUAGAUUGUUGCCAUCCUCCGUUCACCGUAAUUGUCGCUGGCACAUAAUGCAGAACACACAUUUGAAAUGUGGCCCUACACUGGGCGGGAACCCUGGUUUAGCUGAAGAUUUCAAUUAUUGCAUCGAUUUUAGCUUUUCACCAGAGGAGUUUGAGGCAAAAUGGGCUCUGUUUGUAGGCAAGUGGCCAGUUGUUGGUGGUGCAAAUUCUUACUUUACGACUCUCUAUGCUAAUCAUGCUAAGUGGGUACCAUGCUACUUCAAGCACAGAUUCUUCCCAUUCCUGCAGUCCACGCAACGAAGUGAGGGCUUUAAUGCCAUUCUCAAACGCUAUACGAACCCAAAAAAUUCUAUACUACACUUUGUAAAACAGUAUGAGAAGUUGCAAAGUCAUGUAUUAGUAAAAGAAGGGGGUAAUGAUUACAUGACGGAUUGUUUGGAACUUCGUCCAUGGUCACCAUUCCCUGUUGAGGAACAUGCUUUCAAAGUUUACUGCAGAGACAUAUAUUUGAGGUUCCGGAACGAGUUUGAGCUGAUUGGGAGGUACAAUGUGUUACCAUUUGGUUGCAACUUUUACAAGCUUGAGCCAAAUAGGGGAUGGUGCGCAAAAUAUGGUACUAGGACCUACCUGGUAACAGCUAAUAAGGAAGAAGGGACAUACUACCGUGAGUGCUCCAAGAUGGACAGGGAUGGUAUACUUUGUUGCCACAUCUUAAAGAUCUUCACCCACCUUGGUGUUGAUGAGAUACCAGAAAGGUAUAUCCUAAAAAGGUGGACUCAAGGUGCUUUGAGUGGUUAUGUGCCAGCAGCAGUUGCUGAACAGCCAGAUGUUAUGCCUCCAGAAUCACAAGUGCAAUUGCGGCACGCGAACCUUAAUAUGGGAUUCACAAAACUUGCCCGUAUUGCUAGUAGAACAGAUGCAGCUACUGCCAUUGUGUACAAACAAUUGAGAGCUGCAGCAACAGAGAUAUCUCACUUGAACAAGUCGCUCAAGAAGAAGAACCCUGUCUCAGCAGUCCCGUCCACUAGUGCACCUGAUCAGCCUACGAAAUCUAGGGACCCGGCAAAAACAACGACUAAAGGGAGGACUAAGGUGCACCGUACAGUUUCAGCUCUUCAGUUGCAUCCAAAGAAAAAAGUUCAGUGUCAGACUUGUGGUUCAUUCGAGCAUAAUUCUGCAACUUGCAAGCUUAGGUUCCUGUAG